Molecule: messenger RNA, 411 nt
Organism: Opisthorchis viverrini
Lineage: Eukaryota; Metazoa; Platyhelminthes; Trematoda; Opisthorchiida; Opisthorchiidae
Exons: 4
Coding region: 1-411 (136 amino acids)
Source: RefSeq, a predicted model, not a curated record
AUGGCUGGUAGAUUAGGGACUCAGCAGCCUGCCAAGCAGUCCAACAUCACAGCAUAUACGACAACCGUUAAACGGAACCCGGCAUCGAAACCGCAUUGCCUCCCGCAGUUAAAUUCUGCUACGGCCAAACGGCCUAACCCAAUGCGAUCGUCCGGAAGACCGGACCGCUUCCUGGCCCAGCUUGAAGUCACAUCACUCGAGUGUAAGCAAGUUCACCCGUUCGGGCGUGAUAAUUCAGGUACUUGCGAUGGUGGAGUAGAGGUAACACGCUCACCUCGCAUGUUAGGUGUCCAGGGUUCAAACCCCAUCAAGGUCACUAACGGAAAAUCACGUGGUACGGGACAAGGUCGUGAGAAGGACACAAUAUACCUUUUUUCACGAAAACGGUCAGCUCUGGAGAUAGCUACGUGA